AUGGAUCCCGAAGAAUUCCGUAAGCAUGGUAAGGAGAUGAUCGACUAUGUUGCUGAUUAUUGGUCUACCAUACGUGAUCGAAAACCUCUACCUGAUAUCAAGCCUGGUUAUUUAUCUCAGCUGGUUCCGAGUCAUCCACCAUCUGCACCUGAAGAUUGGUCAGCUAUUUUCGCUGAUUUGGAGAGUGUUGUUCUCCAAGGUGUUACCAACUGGCAUCAUCCCAACUUUCAUGCAUACUUCCCAACUGCCCUCAGUUAUCAAGCCAUUAUGGGAGAUAUUCUGAGCGGUGGUAUUUCCGCCAUUGGUUUCACAUGGAAAUCAUGCCCAUCUAUGACCGAGUUAGAAAUGACUACUUUGGAUUGGCUGGUUGAGAGUUUAGGAUUGCCUGAGCAUUUCAAAAAUUCUGCCGAAGGACCAGGUUGCGGAAUUAUCCAAAGCACCGCAAGUGACGCCACACAUAUUGCGAUAAUGACUGCUCGAGCAAAAGCUGUGGAGAAUGUGAAAACUAGUGAAGCUAGUGGGCUCCUCGGUCGCUUAGCUGCUUCUGAUGUUGGAAAAACUGUCAAGAAUCUCUUGGCUAGAGUUCGUCAAAACACUAUUGAAGAAAAGGACAGUGACUUGAUCCUACCACACUUCCACGAUCCAACUGUCUUUGAGAAGCUUGUUGCUUACUGUUCUGAUCAGGCUCAUUCAUCUGUCGAGAAGGGAGUCAUGUUGUGUGGUGUACGAUUGAGAAAAUUGAAAAGCACCCGCGAUGAGAAGGGAAAUUUCACAGUCACCGUAGAGGACUUUGAGAAAGCCAUAAAGGAAGAUGUUUCUAAAGGUCUUAUUCCUUUUAUAAUGAUAGCCACUAUGGGAACUACUAACUCCUGUUCCUUUGACCAUUUGGAACAGUUAGGUCCAAUUUGCAAAAGAGAACACAUUUGGCUUCACUGUGAUGCUGCCUAUGCUGGUUCAUUCCUCCUAUGCCCGGAGUUCCGCUACAUGUCGACUGGAAUCGAAUAUUGCGACUCAUUCAAUUUUAAUGCCCACAAGGGAAUGCUUAUCAACUUCGACUGCUCACCUAUGUGGUUUGCCGAUGGCACUAAUGCAGCUCGCUAUUUCACUGUCGAUCCUUUGUACUUAAAACAUGAGCAUCAAGCUGUAGCAUCAGAUUACAGACAUUUGCAAAUAGCUUUGGGACGCCGCUUCCGUUCUUUGAAGAUUUGGUUUGUCCUCCGCAACAUAGGAGUUGAAGCUCUUCAAAAUCAUCUUAAAAAGCAAAACCAACAGGCAGUACAAUUCAGUGAUUACAUCGAGUCCAGUGACGAAUUUGAACUGUUCGCUCCCCAACAUUUGGGUUUAGUUUGUUUCCGAAUUAAAGAUAGUACUGAUGAAGACAAUGAAGCUCUGUGCAAUGCCAUCAACGAGGAUAGACGCAUCCAUUUAGUUCCAUCAAAGGUACACGGAAAAUUCUUCCUCCGCUUAGCAGUAUGUAGUCAGUUGACAACAUCGGAAGAUAUUAGAACCGCUUAUGAAGUUAUCCGCGAGAUACAUUUGACUUUGAAAAAGUAA
Molecule: messenger RNA, 1554 nt
Organism: Auanema sp. JU1783
Lineage: Eukaryota; Metazoa; Nematoda; Chromadorea; Rhabditida; Rhabditidae
Source: the annotation of a GenBank genome assembly